AUGAUGCAGUUCGUGGGUUCCCUUCUAACAGUGAUUGCUGCUGCAUCAGCUCUACCUGCCGAUCCAGUGAUCAGAAAACUGGACGAUGGUCUCCGUUAUCAAUAUGCCGAAGGUCCAGACGGAACACCUCAGCUGGUAGACUUGUGGCUGAAGUCUAGUGACCUGGCGAAGUCUGCGAGAUAUAAUCCAGAUACUGAUAAUGUAUACCAUUUGUUUACCAGACUGAACUCACAACGGAGUCAGAUUAUUCCAAUGGGAGAUGAUGCACUCCUAGGCAGAAGCAACUUCGAUCCCUCCAAACGGAUCAUCAUCCUGGUACAUGGCUGGUUGGAUAAUGUUGUUUCCGACUUAAACACCGUUCUCGUACCAGCUUUCCUGGAGGCAGUUGACGCAAACGUUUUCGUCGUUGAUUGGUAUGCCGGUGGUGGUUUGACCAACUACGCUACGGUUCUAUCUAAUAUGCCUCUCUCAGGUGCUGGUAUUGCUAGAUUCAUCACUUGGCUCACCAGAGCCUCUGGUGCUGGCUUAUCGAGAUACCACCUCGUGGGCCAUGGUGUUGGUGGGCAUCUGGUCGGAGUAGUCGGUAGAAACCUUGGAGGAAGAGUUCCUUACAUAACUUCCCUGGAUCCUGCUCUUGCUGGUUUCAUCACCAAUGAUGACAAAUUCGACGCAGAUGAUGGUAUUUACACUGAAGUCAUUCACACCAAUGCUGGACUUCUGGGGUACAUCGCCCCUCUUGGCAAAACCGACUUCUAUCCAAAUGGGGGUAUUGAUAUGCCUGGAUGUAUGAGCCAAAUGUGUGAUCAUCACAGGUCAUUUCACUUCAUGGCUGAAUCUGUAAGACGCGGUGGCUUUAGAGGAGCCCGUUGUUCUACCUUCAUCACCGCUAUGGCUGGAAAUUGCUUCCUCCCUGGAAACCUGAACAUGGGUGGCAUAGACCCUAAGACUGGACAAGUGGGAAUAUACCACCUGACAACAAGACCAUUCCCGCCUUUCUCCCGUUCUUAA
Messenger RNA from Arctia plantaginis, 1008 nucleotides. NCBI's taxonomy places the organism in Eukaryota, Metazoa, Arthropoda, Insecta, Lepidoptera, Erebidae. The record is from the annotation of a GenBank genome assembly.